AUGCAACCCGCACCUCCGGGUUUCUCCAAAAGAAUGUCUCGGUUUCGCAGCUUUGGAUUGGGUGGCCAGGACGAGAACAGGAAUUCCGGAAUACAGGUGCGCAAAGAAGAACAAAAACGCAACGGCGUCGACGGCGAUCGGCGGAAAUCAGGUGUUGGGUGCCACCGAUCCAACUCCUUUUCGAUACUCGCAUCGCAUGCGCGGUCGCGGCGUAGCAACGCACCUAGAUUCUGGGCAUUUUCUGCUCUGUUUUUGGUGCAAGGCGUCUAUGACACUCUGGUGAAUCCUUUUCCAAGGGGGAUUGGAUGGCUGCGUGGAUUAGUGGUCGCGUGGUUUACAGGCUCAGAGCCGCCCCCCGGGAGCAGUCUUCUCACGCUUAGGACGGCGGAGUGA
Messenger RNA from Colletotrichum lupini, 393 nucleotides. RefSeq lists its product as uncharacterized. The transcript is spliced from 4 exons. The record is from RefSeq and is a predicted model, not a curated record. NCBI's taxonomy places the organism in Eukaryota, Fungi, Ascomycota, Sordariomycetes, Glomerellales, Glomerellaceae. The coding region runs from base 1 to 393 and encodes 130 amino acids.